Molecule: messenger RNA, 1439 nt
Organism: Anoplophora glabripennis (Asian longhorned beetle)
Lineage: Eukaryota; Metazoa; Arthropoda; Insecta; Coleoptera; Cerambycidae
Product: beta-lactamase-like protein 2 homolog
Exons: 5
Coding region: 170-1042 (290 amino acids)
Cellular component (GO): mitochondrial matrix
Molecular function (GO): single-stranded RNA binding; RNA endonuclease activity
Source: RefSeq, a predicted model, not a curated record
AGCUUACUGAUAAGCAACAUGAAGCACUAUAUAAGUAGCGAGUAUUAUUUCACAAGAGUUUAGUGAGAUUCUGACUUUACGAAGCAACUUUAAACGUGGCAAAGUACUUUAUAUUUGGACUGAUCUGACAGUUGUCCCUGGCGAUUUUAAAAAAAAAUUAAUUGUGAUUAUGGCGGCAGUUAUACCAGCUGUGACUAGAAUUUCAUCAAGAAUUAUUAGAGUUUUGGGAUGUAAUCCCGGAACUAUGACCCUUCAGGGAACCAACACAUAUAUUGUAGGAACCGGAAAAAGGAGGAUUUUAAUUGAUACAGGUGAUUCCGAUGUGCCCCAAUACAUCAACCACUUAAGAAGUGUCCUAAAUUACGAAGGUAUAGAUUUGGCCCACAUUUUUAUUUCCCACUGGCAUCAUGACCACAUUGGAGGUCUUACAGAUAUACUGGAAGAAUUUAAAGAAAAAACAAAAUUUUGCCAAGUGUGGAAAUACCCAAGAGCUGAAGAAGACAUACCCAAAAAUGUGACGAUAGAAUCUUUAAAGGACGGUCAAGAGUUCACAGUCGAAGGUGCAACUUUAAAAAUUGUCCACACUCCAGGUCAUACAGAAGACCACAUUGUCCUUCAUCUCCUCGAGGACAAUGCCGUUUUCAGCGGGGAUUGUAUUCUGGGCGAAGGAACAGCCGUUUUUGAAGAUUUGUACGAUUACAUGAAUUCUCUGCAAGAAAUUGCCAACCUCCAACCCAGUGUUAUAUACCCGGGCCACGGAAAUGUUAUUCAGAAUCCAAUGGAAAAAAUCCAGUUCUACGUCGCCCAUCGAAUGGAGAGAGAGCAGCAAAUCAUGGACGUCCUCACGAACAACAGAGAACAGACUUUCGGCGAGCCUGAUUUGGUCAAAUUGAUCUACGUCGACUUACCUGAAAAGCUAACCAAAGCCGCCGAAGCCAACGUCAACCACCAUCUGAUAAAACUGUUGAAAGAGCAACGGGUGAGAAAACUUGACGGUCUCUGGCAGAUCAGCGAUCAAAAUAAUUACAUCAAAAGCCGUUAAGUAUUAAAAGUGUCCAUAUUUAUAUCUACCCAUUGGAAAAGGCUGUUAAAAAUGAAGUAUAUGCGUAGGUUAAGGCGGGGUGGAUGCAAAACGUAAAAUUUUCUGUGUGUUUUAGUCAAUUCUAUUGUGAAGACACAUUUCGACAAAAAAUUCUUCACAAAAGUAUUAAAAUUAUAUAAACUAAAAUAGUCAAUGUUUCGGUAAGUUUACUGACAUCAUCAGGCCAUCAAAAAAAUUGUAAUCGUAAAUUUGACGACGUAUAUCGCAGGAAAUUUUAUAGUAUUUGUUUACCCUUAUAGCUUUAGUUAGUUGUAGGAAUUAUUUAAUUUAAAAGUAUUGUUAAUAGGUAAAUUUUUUAUUUAAACAUCUAAUCACCAAAUAAAAGUGAGUACAUGAA